Molecule: messenger RNA, 646 nt
Organism: Poeciliopsis prolifica (blackstripe livebearer)
Lineage: Eukaryota; Metazoa; Chordata; Actinopteri; Cyprinodontiformes; Poeciliidae
Gene: aicda
Product: activation-induced cytidine deaminase
Exons: 5
Coding region: 1-636 (211 amino acids)
Biological process (GO): cytidine to uridine editing
Cellular component (GO): nucleus; cytoplasm
Molecular function (GO): cytidine deaminase activity; RNA binding; zinc ion binding
Source: RefSeq, a predicted model, not a curated record
AUGAUUACAAAGCUCGACAGGGCACUACUACCCAGAAAAAAAUUCAUCUAUCAUUACAAGAACAUGCGCUGGGCAAGAGGUCGAUGUGAGACAUACCUCUGCUUUGUGGUGAAGAAGCGAGUGGGACCAGACUCCCUGUCCUUUGACUUUGGACAUCUUCGCAACCGCAACAACUGCCAUGUGGAGCUGUUGUUCCUGCGCCACCUGGGAGCGUUGUGUCCUGGCCUGUGGGGUUAUGGAGUCACUGGUGAGAGAAAAGUCAGCUACUCCGUCACCUGGUUUUGCUCCUGGUCUCCCUGUGCAAACUGCUCCUUGCGACUGGCUCAGUUCCUCCACCAGACCCCCAACCUCCGCCUCAGGAUCUUCGUAUCCCGGCUUUAUUUCUGUGACUUGGAGGACAGCCGUGAAAGAGAGGGACUUAGAAUGCUGAAAAACGCUGGCGUGCACAUCACAGUCAUGAGUUACAAAGAUUACUUUUAUUGCUGGCAGACCUUUGUGGCAAAAAGUCAAAGCAAGUUCAAGCCGUGGGAUGGGCUGCACCAAAACUAUAUCCGGCUGUCAAGGAAACUCAACCGCAUUCUUCAGCCAUGUGAGACAGAAGAUUUAAGAGAUGCCUUCAGGCUUCUUGGACUGUGAAAUAUUUUCC